This is a messenger RNA of Dermacentor silvarum, 1095 nucleotides long. RefSeq lists its product as uncharacterized. NCBI's taxonomy places the organism in Eukaryota, Metazoa, Arthropoda, Arachnida, Ixodida, Ixodidae. The record is from RefSeq and is a predicted model, not a curated record. The coding region runs from base 1 to 1095 and encodes 364 amino acids. The transcript has 2 exons.
AUGGAGUUUGGUAGCGACUAUUACGUGCUCGAGACCCGCUUCGACGUCGCCCGAAGUAAAUCUAGAGAGUUCACCAUCGCAGACUGGGACCAUUUUCGCAAGCUCCGCGGCAACGAAAGCGCACCCGUCCCCGAAGACCUGGAAGACUGGUGCGAGAGAAUCAAGGAUGACGCGGAGUCGUCUACCAAGAAGAUCGUCACUGACCUGGAAGUAGAGAAGAUGGACAGCAGGCGAGCCUAUCUUAUUGAGGCCAAGCAGGCGCUGCUCCUCCGAUGGAAGAGACAAAGGUUAAACCGAAGAUUGAGGGAAAAGAUAUCCGAGCUCAACAAAGCCAUCGAAGAUCACUGUCGGACCCUCGGCAAGCAGCAAUGGGACGAGCACCAGAUCCAACCAGAGAGGCACGCUCGCCAGAGCCCUGCACGAAGGUACCAGAUCAUGUUCCGGGACGAGCUGGUAGCCAUGCUCAUGGGGAAGUACCUGCCCGUAAAGCACGGAGACGAGGAAGUCCGGUUUCCCGACUACCUCGGCCCGGCCCGUCCGGAGUUGGACGAAGACUUCACCGUGGCGGAAAUCAGGCAAGCCAUUUUUGCACUCGACGGAAAGUCUGCGCCGGGUCCCGACGGCAUCACCAACAAGAUGCUGCGAAACCAUGACGACCGUUCACUCGGAUACCUCACCGAGAAGAUCAACGGGAAGUGGAGAAACGGCAGUGUCCCAGAGAACUCGAGGACCGCCAACACCGUCUUGAUCCCCAAACCCGGCAAGGCUCCGGACGUGGACAAUCUCCGACCCAUCUCUCUCACGUACUGCGUCGGGAAGGUGGCGGAGCAUGUCGUCCUCAACAGGCUAAGCAGAUAUCUCGAAGAUAACGUCUAUACUCACAACAUGAUUGGUUUCCGUGCCGACAUCUCGACGCAGGACGCCAUGAAGAUGAUCAAAAAUCACAUCAUCGACGGCAGUACCAGGGACACCAAGUCCCUGCUCGGAGUCGACCUCGAGAAAGGGUUUGACAACGUUCUCCACGAAUACGUCCUGGCUUCCAUCGCGGACCUCGAGCUGGCCCCAGGCUGUAUAACUACGUCCGGUCGUUUCUGA